UCCCGAGAAUUUGCCAACUUGAUCCGGAAUAAGUUUGGCAGUGCUGACAACAUCACUCACUUAAAAAACUCCCUAGAAGAGUUUCGGCCAGGGACCAGUGCCAGGGCCUACGGAGGCAGCACCACCAUUGUAAACAAACCCAAAUAUGGCAGUGACGACGAGUGUUCCAGUGGCACAUCGAGCUCUGCUGACAGCAAUGGGAACCAGUCCUGCGGGGCCAGCGAGGCCAGCACGCUGGACCGCCAGGGGAGGCUCACCAUAACCAUGACCCUGGAGGAACUGAGGGAGAUCAAGGACACCCAGACACAGCUGGCCGAGGACAUUGAGGCGCUGAAGGUGCAGUUUUACAGUUUUAUUUGUCAGACUCUACAAGAGGAAAGAUACAGGUACGAACAACUGGAAGACCAUCUCCACGACCUCACAGACUUGCAUCAGCAUGAGACAGCCAACCUGAAACAGGAGCUGGUCAGCUUUGAGGAGAAGGUGGCCUACCAGGCGAACGAACAGUCUCAGGACAUCCAGGAAGCCUUGGAAUCCUACCAGACUCGCAUUUCUAAGCUGGAGCUGCAUCAGCAGGAGCAGCAGGCCCUGCAAACGGACACUGUGAAUGCCAGAGUCCUCCUGGGGAAGUGCAUCAACGUGAUCCUGGCCUUCAUGACUGUCCUCUUGGUGUGCGUGUCGACCAUUGCCAACUUGGUCUCACCCAUGAUGAAGAGCCGCCUCCACAUCCUGGGCACCUUCGCCGCUGUGACUCUCUUAGCUAUAUUUUGUAAAAAUUGGGAUCCUAUUCUGUGUGCCAUAGAACGGAUAAUAAUACCAAGCUAA
This is a messenger RNA of Elephantulus edwardii (Cape elephant shrew), 825 nucleotides long. RefSeq names its product transmembrane and coiled-coil domains protein 3-like. Gene Ontology annotation, cellular component: endomembrane system. The record is from RefSeq and is a predicted model, not a curated record. The annotation marks the transcript as partial. The transcript is spliced from 3 exons. Lineage: Eukaryota; Metazoa; Chordata; Mammalia; Macroscelidea; Macroscelididae.